Molecule: messenger RNA, 2223 nt
Organism: Parascedosporium putredinis
Lineage: Eukaryota; Fungi; Ascomycota; Sordariomycetes; Microascales; Microascaceae
Source: the annotation of a GenBank genome assembly
AUGUCGCCCAUGACACGAGAUGGCCAUGUUCCCCAACAACAGGCCAGCGGCACCAGUUCUCGCGGUCGGUCGCCGACGAAGAGUGCCUUCACUACGUUGACCAAGGCCAUGGUCAAUGGCGGCAAGUCCAGAGACGUCUCACCCACCAAGCCCAAGAAAACAAAGUCCGGCACGAACCUCGUCGGUCUCCUCGCCAGACCCAAGUCGAUACGAAGCCUGCAUAAGCUUCUCGUCGACGAGGAGGCACGCCAGACCAAGGACAAGGAGAAUAGAUCUCCUGCGGACCCGAUCCACCCAGACAGUGGCUCGUUCGUGCCCACGCCCAUCUACUCCCAAUUCUGCCGGGAUGGCGGUGCUGUGGAAUCUCCCGCGAGCAUGAGUAGUAUUCAUCAGUCGGAUAUGACGGAAAAGAAGCCUCGGCCCAAAUCGUUCCAUCCCCAUUACACCCCUAACAACGCCUCGUCCGACCGCAUCAUACCGCCGAACCCUGCCAGAUCGCCGGGGAAGACGGCAUCCUGGGAGAGGUCACCCACGAAACCCACCCGGCCGAUGCUUAGUACCGUGCUCGGCCAUUCCCGGUCCAAAUCGUCCGAUGCUACCUCGUCUGAGCCCUACAUCAACCCCAAGGAUAUCGAUUCACAUCUAGAGGCUAUGCUGAACAGAAGGAAUAUUCCCGAAAACCAAAGAUACAAAAUGAGGAAUCUCAAUAACACCAUCAAGAUGGAGUUUAUCCGCCAGGACUGGGCUGAGAUGCAGGCCGCGAAGGUGGAUACCCCCAAAGCUAUAGAGGCCGAGGCUUCUCUGCAGGCCACAUCUGCCAUUGCCUCUGGAUACGAUCAAGAGAGUGAUAAGCCGAAGCGAACACGGGGAAAGAGCUUUACUUUGGCCCGUGGAAACAAGCAUUCUGGGUCUUCUGGGAAAAAGUCCCGAGUGGAGGGCACUCUUGGCCGACACUUCCGGACUAAAUCUACUGAUAGCAUAAGCACGAACGACCGGCCGCUGUCCGGUAUCUCCACCUCAUCUGGGAGUGGGAUUCUAUCCAAGAUCAAACUCGGCCAGGGGCCGGGCGAUUUUGUCUCCUACCUUCGAAAGGUUACCAAGCCCGAGAUAGUCGAGGUCGGCAAGCUGCACAAGCUUCGUCUCCUCUUGAGGAACGAGACCGUCACCUGGACAGAGGACUUUAUUCAGCAAGGAGGGAUGAAGGAGAUUGUCAACCUACUCAACAGGACGAUGGAAGUUGAGUGGAGGGAGGAGCACGAGGAUGCCCUACUCCACGAGACUCUUCUCUGUCUCAAGGCCUUGUCGACUACUGCGUUGGCGCUCCAGUAUCUUCAUUCGAUCCAAGCCUCGCUUUUCCCGAAAUUGCUCCAUUUGCUUUUCGACCCUGAGAAGAAGGGCCCGAGCGAGUUCACGACGCGAAACAUCAUCAUAUCGGUUCUCUAUACCUACAUCGAGUCGGCAUCAGGGCUCGAGAGGAUUGCCCGAGCGCAAACUGUCCUCAUGCAUCUUCGAGAUCCCGAGCCGCCGGAAGACGAGCGUCCUGUCCCUUUCGUCCUUGAGAUGCGACGGGAGCGUCCGUACCGCGUCUGGUGCAAAGAGGUGACCAACGUGACUAAGGAGGUCUUUUGGAUCUUCCUCCACCAUGUCAACGUGAUCGCUCUCAACAAGCCCGACGGGAAUGGGAAUGGCUCUUCGUCUCCGCGCGGGGCUGACUUUGAAAACGCGAGCGCUGACAUGGCCUACAUGGCACGCCACUUCCCCCAGGAACGGCCGCCGGUCCCCGCCGCGCCCUACGUCGGCGGAGUGGAGUGGGACGCAACAAACUAUCUUGCCUCUCACCUCGACUUGAUGAACGCCAUUCUCGCCUGCACGCCCACUGCGGAGGCCCGCAACGCCCUCCGCGCCCAGCUGCGCAUCUCAGGCUGGGAGCGCUGCAUGGGCGGAAGUCUCCGCCUCUGCAAGGAGAAAUUCUAUGGUGCCGUCCACGAGGCCCUCAGGACCUGGGUCGCUGCGGGGGCCGAGGAUGCCUGGGAUGUGAGGGAUGUCCGCUUCGGCCCGCCACCUGACCAGCCCCGCAGCCCCGUCAAAUCCACGGGCGGCAUGAAGAAGAAGAUCGAUCCACCUCCGAAGAUCGAGAUACCUAAGUUGAGCUUGGGCUUGGAUGGCGGCUCGAGCCGUGCGGCCCCUGCCGUCGGCCAAGAUGACAACUCCUGGCUGUCGUGA